AUGGGGCCCCCCUCCCCCGACACGGGGGCGGGGCCGGGUGCCGAGAGGGGCACGGCCCAUGGAGUCACGUCAGAGCGGGCCGGCACAAAGGGGGCGGGCAAAGCCCCAAUGAGCGCCCGACCCGUGCCGCGAGAGGCAGCAGCCGGUACCACCUCCGCCGGGCGGGGCGGGGCGGGCUGCCCGGCCGCAGGGGCCGGGCCCGCCGGACGAGCGAUGGACGGCCCGCCCCGGGCUGCGGCCACGGACUGCGCUUGCCCAGGGACGGGAGAAACCGCCUCCCCCUCCGAGAAGCCGGACCCAGGGGGAGGCGAAGCCAUCCCUACCGCAGCCAGGGGGUACUUGGCGGAGAUGCCACAGUGCGGACACAGAAUCGUCUCGGAAUCAGAGUCAAACAGAGGCGGCAGCGGCCCCCGUGACUGCCCGCUGUCCCCAAGCACCGGGAAGGCACAUAGGGAGGGAGGGUCCCCCCCCGUCCCGCUGGCCGUGCGGGGCGGGGCGGAGGAGGGCGGCCCCCCGGCUCCACCGAGCCCCCAGAUGCCCGCGGGGCACCCCCCGCCGGGCUCGGGACCAGCUGGCCAGGAGCCCAAUCCACCCCGGGGGAACAGACAUCGCCCUCCGAGGCGGAGCUGCCCCCCAGCUCUCCCUCUCGGUGUGGGGGAGAGGGUCCUGCGUCAUACAGAAAAUCAGACUCCCCCUCCUCCACAUCUGAGACAGAAGGGGUCCCUAGGGAACCCCGAGAGCUAUAACGAGGAGACCCCCGCCAAACGUCACUCAACUUCUGCCAGUGCACCAUCAGCGAUCUCACAUCCACCGAACAAUGGUCAAGGAGAGCAACCAUGA
Messenger RNA from Serinus canaria (Common canary), 840 nucleotides. RefSeq names its product basic salivary proline-rich protein 2-like. Lineage: Eukaryota; Metazoa; Chordata; Aves; Passeriformes; Fringillidae. The record is from RefSeq and is a predicted model, not a curated record. The transcript has a single exon. Bases 1 to 840 code for a protein of 279 amino acids.